CUAUUUUGCUCUCCCUUUCGCUUCUGUCCGGCAUCCGGAGGAGAAGAAGAAAAAGGUUACUGAAAUCAUUAGAGAAGCACUAGCAUGGCGAACUGGGCUUUGUACAUUAUGCUGCUACUGGCCGCGGCGCUCGCCGGUGGAGAAGGCCGUGGCGCGGCUGCGGAAUCUACCGUGCCGUCGACGCUUGAUGGGCCGUUCGCGCCGGUGACGGUGAGGCUUGACGACAAGAGUUUUCGGGGUAACGCCGUCGACCUGCCGGAUAACGAUCCUCGGGUGGUGAGGCGGGUGAGGGGUUUUGAGCCGGAGCAGAUCUCUGUAUCCCUCUCCACUACCGCCGAUUCUGUCUGGAUUUCUUGGGUCACAGGUGAUUUCCAAAUUGGUGGUGAUAUUCAACCUUUGGAUCCUGCAAAUGUUGCAAGCAUUGUUCGUUAUGGAAGAUUGCAUAAUCAUUUGGCUUUGAAAGCUAAAGGCUAUUCGCUUGUUUAUAGUCAGAUUUAUCCAUUCAAAAGCAUGCAGAACUACACGUCUGGAAUAAUACACCAUGUUCGCCUUACAGGACUUAAACCAGGCACCCGUUAUUUCUAUCGGUGUGGAGAUCCUUCUAUACCAGCAAUGAGUUCCACGCAUAAGUUCAGAACAAUGCCCAUUUCAGGUCCUAAGAGCUAUCCAAAAAGAAUUGCAGUUGUUGGUGAUCUUGGUCUUACUUAUAAUACCACUUCAACUGUUGAUCAUAUGAGAAGUAACAAUCCUGAUCUGAUCUUAUUGUUGGGAGAUGUUACUUAUGCAAACUUGUAUUUAACAAAUGGAACCGGUUCAAAUUGCUACUCUUGCGCAUUUCCAAAUACCCCGAUACAUGAGAGCUACCAACCACGUUGGGACUUCUGGGCAAGGUUCAUGGAGCCUAUAGUGUCAGAAAUUCCAAUAAUGGUGGUAGAAGGAAACCAUGAGGAGGAAGAACAGCUGGAUGGCAAGACUUUUGAAGCAUAUAGUUCAAGAUUUGCAUUCCCCACUAAAGAAAGUGGUUCAGAAUCCACGUUUUACUACUCCUUUAAAGCUGGAGGAAUACAUUUUGUCAUGCUUGGUGCAUACGUUUCCUACAAUAAGUCGGGAGAGCAGUAUGCGUGGCUGCAAAGGGAAUUGUCUUCUGUAGAUAGAAGAGUUACUCCUUGGUUGAUUGCCACGUGGCAUGCUCCGUGGUAUAGUACGUAUAAAGCACAUUAUAGGGAGGUGGAGUGCAUGAGGGUGGAAAUGGAAGAACUACUAUACUCAUAUGGUGUUGACAUUGUCUUCAAUGGCCAUGUUCAUGCAUACGAGAGAUCAAAUCGGGUUUAUAACUAUGCUCUGGAACCUUGCGCUCCCAUUCAUAUUAUGGUUGGAGAUGGGGGAAACCGGGAAAAGAUGGCGGUGGCUCAUGCGGAUGACCCUGGCGACUGCCCUGAUCCAGCAACAACACCUGAUGAUAUUGGUGGGUUCUGCGCCUUCAACUUCACGAGCGGACCGGCCGAGGGCAAGUUUUGCUGGGACCGUCAACCUGAUUACAGUGCUUACAGAGAAAGUAGCUUCGGCCAUGGAAUUUUAGAGGUGAAAAAUGAGACUUGUGCACUUUGGACAUGGCACCGGAACCAGGAUUCAUAUAAUAGCACAGGUGAUCAGAUCUAUAUAGUCAGGCAGCCACACAAGUGCUCCAUCCUGCCCAAAUCAGCAACCAAAAUCAAUCUCUUUUAGACGAAAAUUCCUUCAGAUUUCUCCCACUUGUAUUUUAACAUGCAUUUAAAGGCUUAGAAGGUCUCCACGAAAGCAGCACCAAGUUAAUGUUAUGGAAGACAGUUUGGAGUCCUGAUUUAAAUUAUAUAGCACAGUCCAAUAAAUUAAGCAAGAUGAAAAUUGUUAGGUUUUUCACCACAUAGAAGAGGACUAGUCGUUUUCUGUACAUUGAUGUUUUGUAUUAAGGAAUUGGGCUAUUGAAGAAAUUGAUUUUGGUUAGAACUUUGAUGUACACUGAAGAAAAUAAGGUGGAUUGCUUAGUUUUGAGAAGGUUUCA
This is a messenger RNA of Phalaenopsis equestris, 2041 nucleotides long. Its product is annotated as purple acid phosphatase 15. The record is from RefSeq and is a predicted model, not a curated record. Gene Ontology annotation, molecular function: acid phosphatase activity; metal ion binding. The coding region runs from base 85 to 1725 and encodes 546 amino acids. The transcript is spliced from 7 exons. Lineage: Eukaryota; Viridiplantae; Streptophyta; Magnoliopsida; Asparagales; Orchidaceae.